Molecule: messenger RNA, 4587 nt
Organism: Centruroides sculpturatus (bark scorpion)
Lineage: Eukaryota; Metazoa; Arthropoda; Arachnida; Scorpiones; Buthidae
Product: latrophilin Cirl-like
Exons: 21
Coding region: 85-3732 (1215 amino acids)
Biological process (GO): cell surface receptor signaling pathway; adenylate cyclase-activating G protein-coupled receptor signaling pathway
Cellular component (GO): membrane
Molecular function (GO): carbohydrate binding; G protein-coupled receptor activity
Source: RefSeq, a predicted model, not a curated record
UUUUAUGAUUUUUUAUUUUGGUAGAAUAAAGAAAUUGUAAUUGCUGCUAAACCUCUGAACAACGGCCACUGAUGGGUACGUAAAAUGUGUCCGUUCUUCGGAGGUUGCCGUUGUUUGGAGGUUAUUUUGUAUGAAAUUCAAAGGAGAAACGUCCCUGAAAAAAUUGGCCGCCGUUUACAGGUGGCCGUCAUUAAAGUGUCCCUUUCAUCCUUCUCCUUGAGGCCGCCAUUGUUAGAACGUCUUAAUUAUAUCACCACAUACGCUUGUGAAGAGCGUGAACUUAGGGUAGGAUGCGAAAAUGGCGGACUUAUAAAAUUAGUUCGGGCCAAUUAUGGAAGAUUUAGCAUAAGCAUAUGUAACGAUCACGGUAAUUUGGACUGGAGUGUAAAUUGCAUGUCAUACAGGUCCUUUCUGAUAAUGCAAGACAGGUGCAGUCUAAAGCCUAGUUGCAGUGUGGUCGUAUCUAGUAAUAUGUUUGGAGAUCCAUGCCCCGGCACGCUUAAGUAUUUAGAAGUGCAAUAUCAUUGCGUUUCAGGUUCGGGAACAACGCCGGGAAAAUUAAAUUCGUUGUUAAAUAUGGGUAACAACACCAACGAAACAACGAUCGAAAGAACGGAGAGUGCCACUCCAACUUCCACCAUGAUUUAUCCUUCGAGUUCUCCUCUUUCAUCUUCCGUGACGUUAGAGGCUGUUACGAGUCCUUAUCUGGAGCAAUCUAUAGCUAAUACCAAUACUUCUGUGGCCACUACAGAUACUUUAACCAAAGAAGAAAUAUCUGAAUUAAUUUCUGGAUUUGAAAAUGUACAGUUAGCAAAUUUUUGCAAAAUUUUAGCCAUUACAUUAUCUGAUUUAGAUAUGUAUGAACAUAAAUCCUCAUUAUUUGCACAAAUGAAACAGAAGAAAAAUCAUAAUUUUUAUGUGCGUGAUAUUAAUCAAGGGCUUGCUAAAUGGCAUUGCGGCAUGGAUCCUAUCAGAUGGUCUUCUGAUGUUCCCGAUUUGCAGGAAUGCAAAUCAUUCUGGGUGGAAAACCUUAGGAGGAGGAUGGAAGAAGGCGAAUCUGUCAUAAGUGUAGCAACAGAACUUGCAUUAAUGACAGUCAACAAAGCAGUUUUCAGUGAAGAUUUGAAAGAUGUCAGCGAUGUGAUCCAACAGACUUUAACCAGGACAGUGAAUAGCAUGGAAAACUUUCUAGAUAUGUGGCAUAGGUAUCACGUGCUAAGAGAAUUGUUACAGUCUUUACUAGAGACGGUCAGUAAUUUAUUAGAAGAUGAUCAGCUUGAUGCUUGGGAAGAGCUGAGUUCUUCAGACCGCAGACAAGUGACUUCUUCUCUACUGGGAGAGUUGGAAGAGAGUGCUCUUCUUCUAGCUGAUGCAUCUGGACAGGAUGACUCGUUUACAAUUGCAAAAAAUAAUGUGUUAUUAUCUGUACAAGUUUUGAAUACAAGAAGUUUGAAAAGUGUACAAUUUCCCAUCUUAGAAGAAUUUAAGGAUGACAAUGCGAGCACUGCUUGGAUCAGAAUGGAAGAUUCACUUCUUCUACCAGCACAAGCACUGGCAGAUAUGUCCAGACAUGGUCUGGCUAAAGUAGUUUUCAUGGCAUACAGCAGAGUUGGUGAAUUCUUAAAACCAGAGUUCAAUUUCCAUCCUCGUUCUCUUUCGCGGGAUCUGUCUGCAGAAGAAGAGAGUCCGAGAAACAUCACUAGAAUAGUUAAUUCUAGAGUGAUUGCUGCAUCAGUGGGUAAACAUGGAAUGAUCAGAUUAACCCAGCCAGUUAUAAUUACCCUUAAACAUUUACAGGAAGAUAAUGUUACCAAUCCUUAUUGUGUUUAUUGGGACUUUCAUGAGAGAGAAUGGUCAGGUCAAGGUUGUUGGGUACAGCACUUUAACAGAACUCAUACCAUUUGUGCCUGUGAUCACUUAACCAAUUUUGCUGUGAUUAUGGAUGUUAAACCUAUUAUGGAAUAUCAAGGACAUAAAGACAUGAUGAAGAUAAUUAUAACUAUUGGAUGUACAAUUUGCAUUCUUUGUCUGCUCAUAACAGUCUUUUUACUCUUCCUGUUAAGGAAUCUAACUGGAGAUAAUAUAAUAAUACACAGAAACCUCUUCCUCUGUUUAUUAAUUUCUGAAAUAAUAUUUUUGGGAGGGAUAGAUCAGACUACAUACCAUAUUAUCUGCAGUACUAUUGCUGGUCUUCUACAUUACUUCUUGUUAGUCACUUUUGCUUGGGCUUCCCUGGAAGGUUUUCAAUAUUAUAUCAUGCUGACAGAAAUGGUAGAACCAGAAAAGUCCAGAGGAUGCUGGUAUUAUCUUCUUGCUUACGGUGUGCCCAUUAUAAUUGUUGCCAUAUCUGCUACGGUAGAUCCGUACAGUUAUGGAACAGAAAAAUAUUGUUGGCUUCGAGCAGAUAAUUACUUCACCUACAGCUUUAUUGGUCCCGCUGUUGGAAUAUUAUUUGGAGGAUCUGUGUUUUUAAUAAUAGCCAUUUCUAUAAUGUGUCAGCAUUCAAAUUUAACUACUACUGUCAAAGGUAAAGAAGAAGCAAAACUUGCUAGCAUAAGAUCUUGGAUCCGACUGGCAAUAAUUCUGUUCUGUCUCUUGGUUUUGACUUGGACAACAGGUUUAUUAUAUGCAAAUAGAGAGACAAUCUUCUUAGCAUAUAUUUUUAUGGUGGUCAACACUCUGCAAGGACUAUACAUUUUGGUUUUCUAUUCAUUUGGAAGUAUAAAGGUUAGAGAAGAAUUAAGAAAAUUUCUCCACCAAAGAGGCCUGUUAUCAUUACAAGUUUACAGCCCAAAAUCCGAAGAUGCCUUGACUAGUCAUCAGCCAAAUGGAACAGUUCCUGCAGUUUCCAGCCCAAGCCAACAUAGUAUACCUCCGGAGUCCUGGAGCUUACCGAAAGAAGAAAAUUCUUCUAUAGUGCUCAAAUUCACCACACCAGGUCUCCCAUAUACUACAGUGCCCAACAGCCAGGAAGCUGAAAAAGAUAAUUUAACUCCUAAUGUUGCUAAAGAAUUGAAGAAGUUUUCAUAUAAUAUACAACCAGUGGUGCAAAGGUAUAGCAAGUCUUCCGAAGCUGAAGUUUAUGUGUCGAAUUCCAACACUGCAACUUUACAAAACUGGCCACAAGAAAAAUGGUACAGAAGUUCUCCGUAUCAGCCAUAUUCGGAUAUUUGUACUCCUUAUGUCGAUCACAUUUACGAAUCCAUUGAAAAUCACCUGGAAACACCAGAAAAUCGUUUCUAUGCCAGUAAAGUUCAUCAAAAUUUUGAACGGUGUUGUAGUGAGCGAUCGGAUUUAAGUCAGCAUUCAUUAUUGAACUAUGGACCCGACCAACAUUCAUAUUUAACAGAAUCUCUCACACUGAAACGCCAUACACGUUCUCCUCUUCCACAACAGAUAUAUGGUGAUAGCAAAACUUAUUCUAGUAAGUCGCCUGAGAUGCAAAAGUGGUAUCGCCACGAACGACACCACAGGAGUCAUCAACGCUCUUCCAGUGACAAACUUCCUAAUGAUGUGAUACAAAUUAUGAAUGACAUUUGCAUUCCAAAUAAUGAAGAAAGUCAAAGACUUUCGAGUGCAGACAAUGUAGUUUUUCCAGACUUACUCAAGUGCCGAAACAGUUCAGAAGUCAUGGGACUGAUGGCGGUAAUGGAUAGGGAGAAAGUGAAAAGUUGUUUACCAUCAUAUAACACAGAACUUAAUUAUAAACUAAGUACUGGUACUCCCUGCUGAUAAUAACUAAUGUUAAAUUUAUGGGAGUUUCUCAGGUAAUUGUGUGCUCUUUAAAAGAGAAUGAUUCUGGCAAGUUUGAAACUCGUCGGGGAAUCAAAUCAGCUCUAUUUAAAUACUAGUUUAAAGAUGUUAGUAAAAGUGUGACUUUCAAAUCUUUGAAAAAUUUUUUGAUGUUCAAAUGCAGGCAAAAAUUUUCCAAUUAAUCUCUGCAUGCUUCCUAGUCUGAAUGGCCUAGUCAAGAUAACUUUUUGUAUCUUGGUUGCAUUUCAAUUCUUUUGUAUAAAAGUUUCUUAAAAUUACGAAGCACUGGCUUCUAGCCUUAUACUAUACGUUUUUUGUCGAUGAAAUGAAAUCUGGUAUAAUGUAACUUCUGUCAAAAAAGGAUAUCCUGAUUGUAUGGCUGAUUAUUUUAUCAAUGUUGCAUUAAAGGGUGGUUAAAUAAUUAAAAUGUACAAAGACUAUUUCUUUCAAGCACAAAGAAAAAAAAAAAAAAUUUACACAAUAUUUGAAUUUAUAUUCAUUUUUUGAUUUUAUAUAUUAUAAAAGAGCAGACCGUCCUCUUGAUUAAAGCAUUCAUUUGCAAAACUGUCUCAUCAUUAAAAUUGUCAAUUUAAAAUAUUCUGACAUUCCAUCCAAUCAAUAAAAACUGGGUUAUAUAAAUGUCGUGAAUCUUUUUUUGUAUAUUCCUAGAAUUAAUUAAAUGUAAAUAUUAAUAAUCUGUACUUGUUUAUUUGGUAACAUUAUUUCACUUUGCCUUUCUCUGGUAGUUUAUAAAGAAAAAAAAAUUCUAAUCAUGGUGUGUUUUUUGAAGAUUUUUAGAUAAAUGUAUAAAAAAAUCUUAUUUGUAUAUGUAAU